Molecule: messenger RNA, 1986 nt
Organism: Wallemia ichthyophaga EXF-994
Lineage: Eukaryota; Fungi; Basidiomycota; Wallemiomycetes; Wallemiales; Wallemiaceae
Product: Spindle assembly checkpoint component mad1
Exons: 1
Coding region: 1-1986 (661 amino acids)
Biological process (GO): mitotic spindle assembly checkpoint signaling; attachment of mitotic spindle microtubules to kinetochore
Cellular component (GO): mitotic spindle; nuclear envelope; kinetochore
Source: RefSeq, a predicted model, not a curated record
AUGGACAGUCCCAGUAAAUCACUUAAACGAAAUCACAACCAAGAUGAUUUGUCGCGGUCGUUGAAGCAGCGCACUUACGAGACUAGCAUUAGUAAAUCACAGUAUGAGCGUAAAUUACUGGCAUUUGAAACGACAAAGAGAGAAUUCGAGAUAACGAUGCGGGAGAAGAAUCUGCAGCAUGGAAAAUUGGUUAAGGAUAUCUCUUAUUAUAAGGACAAGGCGGAGACAGCGCACAAGGAGAAGGACGCGGCUCUUGCACUGGCUAAUCAGAACAAGACGGAGAAUGAUAAAACACAGAGCCAGCACAGAUACACGCUUGGUCAAUUAAAAGAGGAGAAUAUUCAAUUGAAAAUGGAUUUGGACAGCCUUCAAUCACAGUACACACGCCAAAUCCAUUCCAAGGAUUCUGUGAUUAGUUCAAUCGAGCAUAGGUGUGCUUCUCUAGAAGAAGAUCUUCAUUCUGCCAUCGAAACUUCCAAUCUGAGACAAUCCUUACUCGAAAAUACCCGCAGGUCGUUGGAUACCCUCGAACAAGACAAGUCAUCGAGUAACAUUGACUCCUCACACGCUUACACCUCUUUCAUGCGCGAUGAGCUCUCUAAGCAGUCCUCCAUCAACAAACAUUUGGAAUCCCAGAACAAAUCGUUGAACAGAGACUUGAACGGGCUUAAAGAGAAGUCUGCUAAAUUUGACGUUCUUAGAGAGGAGAAAUUGGCGCUCUCCUCUAAACUAAAGAUGCUCGAUAGAGUAAGCACGCAGUUGUCCAGUGUGGAGUUGGAGCGUGAUUCCUUACUUAAAGAAAAGGAAGGCUGGCAAGAUGUCUUACAACCAGGUGAAUCACCUGCCACUGUAACCACCCUCAUUGCACAGCUAAGACUGGAGAAUGCCACUCUCAGAGAGAGUGUAGGAUCAACCAACGCUGAUAAGAGUGGUCACUCUACAGAACUAGCUCAGUUGCUGGACCAAAUCGACAGUCUGAGAAAGGCAGAAGCGCAGCUGCAAAUUAACGUUGAGAAACUCACCACCUCCACCACAAGCCAGUACAGACUACUAGAGUUGUCACAACAGGAAGUGUCCUCGCUGAAGAAACAACUCGACACAAUACUAUCAGAAGAAGAGACACUUAAUGCUCACAAACUUGACACUCUUCAUCACGACAGAAUGGUUGGUUUGGAGGGGCUAUUGCAGCAGCACAAAAGCGAGAAUGAGAAGCUGGCAAGAGAGAUGUUCAAUCUGUCCAAGAGCACAACGACUGACACGAGUAAUGAGAAAGCCUUCCAACUCAAGAUAGACCACGCUGAGCAGACAAUCGUCUCCCUCAAAGCUGAAGCGCAGGAGGAAAUAAACAAAUUGGCUGAGCAAGUGGCACACCUCGAGCAUAAAGUGGGCAGAGGAGAGUUCAAUUGCAAGAAUAUUCGCGUGCUAGAAAUGCGCGAUAAUCCAAUCUCCCAAGACUACGCUAUACGCAGCGAGACGCUGAGUGCGUUGAGAGAGGAGAACAGAAUGCUUUUGGAGGAGAAGGAGGGGAGGGAGGAGAAUGCGAUGCAAUCAGUGCAAUCGACACAUCCGUCACUCCCCCUCCAAACAACCCUCAAUCACACCAAGGAAAUAAAGACACUGGAGCAGCAGCUCUCCGACAAAGACAAGCGUAUGCUGCGCCUCAAGGGCAUUUUCUCAGACAAAGCUGCUGAAUUUCGCGAAGCUAUAUACUCGUUGCUGGGUUACAGAGUACAAUUUCUCCCCAACGGACGCGUACGACUCAACUCGGCGUAUGCAGCCUCAGAAAGCGGGGGAAUACUCUUCCAAUCGAAUGAAGACGACCAGGGGACUAUGAAAGUGGAAGAUGGGGGGCUUGAUGGUGUAGAGGAUUUGCUAAGGUUCUGGGUUAAUGAGAGAGAGUCAAUACCGUGUUUCAUGGCAAACCUCUGCCUGGAACUGUGGGAUGCAAAUGAGAGGAACGAAAGAGGACGCUUGGCUGUGCGGUAG